Aspergillus wentii DTO 134E9 is the source of this 670-nucleotide messenger RNA. RefSeq lists its product as uncharacterized. Lineage: Eukaryota; Fungi; Ascomycota; Eurotiomycetes; Eurotiales; Aspergillaceae. The record is from RefSeq and is a predicted model, not a curated record. The transcript has a single exon. The coding region runs from base 65 to 538 and encodes 157 amino acids.
GCCUCUUACAUCCUGUACAUUCCCACUCUCUGCAUCAUCUUCAUUCUAUCUCUCAGUCCUCAAAAUGCACCUCUCCACCAUAACAACCCUACCGGCCCUCGCUACCCUCACCUCUGCAACCCUCAACUGCAGCUCCUACGAAUCAGGCACGCUAGCCGGCCACACCAACCAAGCAGCGCACUGGCUCGUCGCCAAAACCCCCCAAGAAUGCAUUCCCUUUUGCGAGCAGUUUCCCGGCAUCAAGAACUGGUGGUGGGAUAUGUGGGAGUGUGAUUGCUUCUAUGAGGAUCCGUCGGUGAUUUAUCAUAUUGAUGGGUUUUAUACCGGGUAUUGUACGGAGGAGUCUUCUUCGUCUUCGAGUGCUUUGCCAUCGAUUUCGUCUUCUUCCGUUGCUGCCAGCUCCUCUAAGCCUACUUGGACUACUUCUGCUUCAACCUCGACGUCUUCUGUCGCCACCAAGACUCCCACCCCGUCAGGUUUCAACUCCACCGCACCAGUGCAUGGCAAAGGAAAAUCAUUGGUAAAGCGUGGAUACUAGAAGGAAGGGUUUUAUGAAUACAGUGAAAAAUAUAGUUAGAUGUGAUAAAUAUAUGCUGGUUGGCCGAUAUGUAUUAAUAUACGGAAUGCCGAACGAAUUGCCGCUCAUUCGGCUGUCAGACGGAACAACCGC